Ilex paraguariensis (yerba mate) is the source of this 693-nucleotide messenger RNA. The record is from the annotation of a GenBank genome assembly. NCBI's taxonomy places the organism in Eukaryota, Viridiplantae, Streptophyta, Magnoliopsida, Aquifoliales, Aquifoliaceae.
AUGUGCCCAUGGCUGCACAGCCUCCAUUGCCGCAAACCUACCGCCAAGGCUCCUUGCCAAAACGAACCUAGCGGAUAUAAAGCCCACCAAAACCCUACUAUGCCAGACCCACAGCUCCUAUCUACUUCUGCAGAGUCAUUUGUUCACGAACGUCUCUUCUCUUCUGCGUCGAUGGCUUUCCUCAGCUGUCUCUUUUCUUUCAUCUUUCUCUUGUUCUUGAUGUUCUCCUUCUCGGAAGCAACUGAGAUUCUGGUUGGUGGCAGAGAAAACUUAUGGAAAAUCCCAUCGUCUCCUGAUGAAUUCAACCAUUGGGCUGAGAAAAUUCGGUUUCGGAUUGGCGAUUCUCUCGUUCUGAAGUACGAUGGAAAGACUGACUCUGUUCUUCAAGUAACUGAGGAGGACUACAAAAGUUGCAAGACAGCCAAGCCAAUCAAAACGUACCAUGAUGGAGACACAAAGAUUGAGCUUUCCCAUUCAGGGCCAUUCUUCUUCAUCAGUGGGGCUGAAGGGCACUGUGAGAGGGGCCAGAAGCUAGUAGUCGAGGUGUUAUCUUCUAAACAUUCUCAGUCUAACUCUCCGGCACUGGCAAUGGCACCCGCGCCUUCUCCGGCGAGUGACGGUCAUGGUCUGAGGGUCGGGGUUGUGGGUUUUGUUUUGGCGUUUGGAAGCAUGGUUGAGUUGGCUUUCGCUUAG